GCCAAGGCUGGGAUAUAAAUACUCCCUUCUGAGAGGCCUGUGUCCUGCUCUUCUUUCCAUGUCAGCACUACAAACAGGCUGCUGUCACCAGGACAGGGUCCACCCCUAGAACAGCAAAAUGGUGAAUUGGGUGAAGAAAUUGGGAUCUGCUUCCUCCCCUACCUAUACUCUUUCUCUUCAUUCCAAUAUCCCCUUCAUUCAACACCUUCAAUGAAAUCUUCAGGCUACUUUCUGCCAUUUGCUCUGAAGAAGGAAUAACUGAAUGUGCUGCUCAGUCUUGGGGGAAAGGGAGAAGACAAUAACUGAACCAAAAAAUGAAUUUCUAACAAUAUUAUUUCAGGACCUUUUGUGGAGAUCUUCUGGCCCUGCCUAUUGGAAGAUUGCUAGAUUUCUAACAAUACCAUACUGCUAGCUUAUAUUACGUCUUUGGGUGUCAUCCUUCUCCAGGACAGCAAGGCUAUCAUAGUAUAUGAAGAAAUCAUCUUGACUCCUUUGACACACAAGAGUUUCUUCACUGACCACACUUUUAAACUCUACUUUGAUAUCAGUAGAGCAAUGCUGUCUGGUUCAAUCCUGGUGUCAGAGGCUAGAAGGUCUCCAAUAGUUCAAUGCUAGACAGAUUGACAUGAUCCAAUUUUACAUUUGAAUCUUUCUUAUCUGGUCACCGGACUCAUAACUACAUGUAGAAUUUACCGUAAGGUCUUCCACAGCUGGGUACUAAAGAGACACCUCCUUCUACACACACAUACACACACACACAGCUGGGUUAAACCUUUGGACAUCCUUCACCUACUCUGCAUGGAGUACUGCCAUCCUCAGCCACUAGGCCAUGUCCUCCAACCACACAAUGUCUCAACUUCCACCCUUUCUCCAGCUCGGGAUACCCUGGAGAGAAGAUAUUCACAAGUGGCUCUCUAUUCCCUUCUUCUUCCUCUACCUUGCAGCUGCUCUAGGCAAUGGUGCCAUUCUGGUGGCAGUAGCCCGGAAUCCAUCACUUCGUGAACCCAUGCAUUGUUUCCUCUCCAUGCUUGCUGUCACGGACCUGACAUUAUCAGGCACCACACUACCUACCACGUUAGGAUUGCUGUGGUUUGGUAUAAGUCAGGUGGCCUUUGAUGUCUGCUUGACCCAAAUGUUUUUCAUUCAUGUUGCCUCAGUAGCAGAGUCAUCAGUGCUGCUAGCAAUGGCAGUAGACCGAUGGGCUGCCAUUGCCUGUCCACUGCGGUAUUCUGCUCUCUUAACUCACAGAGUAGUUGCCAAGGUGGGACUAGCUGUGCUGGUCCGCUCAGCUCUCACCUUGCUACCCCUUCCAUUCUUGUUGCUCAGGCUGACUUAUAAUGAUCAGCGGAAGCUCACCCACUCUUUCUGCUUCCAUCCAGAUAUCAUGAAGCUGGCACAUAAUGAAACUGAGGUCAAUGUUCACUAUGGUCUCUUUGUUAUCUUGUCUACAGCUGGUAUUGACUCAGUCCUCAUUAUUCUCUCCUAUAUCCCUAUAGCAAGGGUAAUUCUGGGCCUUGGGUCAUGGGGAGAGAGAGUGCGGGCAGCAGGGACCUGUGUGAGCCAUGUGGCUGCUGUCCUAGUGUUUUUUGUGCCCAUGAUUGGACUUUCAGUCAUGCACCGUUUUGGGAGUCAUGGCCCAUUGCCUCUGGCCUUGGUGGCUUACACCUACCUCCUGGUGCCUCCUGCUCUCAACCCUGUCAUCUAUAGUAUCAAGUGUCAAUGCAUCUGGAAGACUCUGCUUAAGCUUUGCUUCUACCAGCCUGGAGCUCCCAGUUGGGGAUCAUCUCCUCAUCCCACCCACAUUGGAAAUAAAUCUCCCCCAAUUACCUGCUCCCAGAGAUACUCUGGUCAAAUAGUUCAAAUGGAGUCCCAACCCUUGGAGAGUUCCCAGUCUGAUGAAACAGUCAUUGGUCUAGUCUUUCAGGAUGCUCCAGUAUGAUGGGGGAUAUGUGAGCUAAAUCGAAUGUCAACAAAUAAAAUUCAAUCUAUUUCAAUACUAAAGAAAG
Messenger RNA from Dromiciops gliroides (monito del monte), 2006 nucleotides. RefSeq names its product olfactory receptor 51G2-like. Gene Ontology annotation, cellular component: membrane. Gene Ontology annotation, molecular function: G protein-coupled receptor activity; olfactory receptor activity. Lineage: Eukaryota; Metazoa; Chordata; Mammalia; Microbiotheria; Microbiotheriidae. The transcript is spliced from 3 exons. Gene Ontology annotation, biological process: G protein-coupled receptor signaling pathway. The record is from RefSeq and is a predicted model, not a curated record. Bases 830 to 1939 code for a protein of 369 amino acids.